CGGACUGAGGAGGACAGGUAGCCUGUAUCCUGAAUUUUUUUUGCAAAUAAUUAUUCCGGAUAAUAAUGCAGUCUUCCAAGAGGAGCGAGAAUGACUGGCAGGGGCUGGUGAGCGAGUUCCUGGUGUGUAAGCGGAAGCUGGAGAGUAAGAAGGAGGCUCUGCUCAUCCUGUCUAAGGAGCUGGACACCUGUCAGCAGGAGAGGGAUCAGUACCAGCUGAUGGCCAACCAGCUGAGGGAGCGCCACCAGGGACUGAAGAAGAAGUACAGGGAGCUCAUCGACGGUGACCCUUCUUUGCCACCAGAAAAACGCAAUCAAGUGAACCUGGCUCAGCUGCUGAGAGACUCCAGGGAACGAGCCAAAAAGCUGACAGAGGAGGUGAAGGAGCUGGCGCAGAGGCUGACGGAGGCCCAGGAGGACAGCAAGGUGAG
This is a messenger RNA of Notothenia coriiceps (black rockcod), 430 nucleotides long. RefSeq names its product coiled-coil domain-containing protein 149-like. Lineage: Eukaryota; Metazoa; Chordata; Actinopteri; Perciformes; Nototheniidae. The transcript has 4 exons. The annotation marks the transcript as partial. The record is from RefSeq and is a predicted model, not a curated record.